Molecule: messenger RNA, 2220 nt
Organism: Microthlaspi erraticum
Lineage: Eukaryota; Viridiplantae; Streptophyta; Magnoliopsida; Brassicales; Brassicaceae
Source: the annotation of a GenBank genome assembly
AUGGGUACUUCGGUGCAGGUUACUCCCCUCUGCGGAGUGUACAACGAGAAUCCUCUCUCUUACUUGGUCUCCAUUGAUGGCUUCAACUUCCUCCUCGACUGUGGUUGGAACGAUCUCUUUGACCCAUCACUCCUCGAGCCUCUCUCCAGGGUUGCUUCUACUAUAGAUGCAGUUUUGCUUUCUCAUCCAGAUACGCUUCACCUCGGUGCUCUUCCUUACGCUAUGAAGCAGCUUGGACUCUCUGCUCCCGUUUAUGCCACUGAGCCUGUUCACAGAUUAGGCCUCCUCACAAUGUAUGAUCAGUAUCUAUCCAGGAAGCAAGUCUCCGAUUUCGAUCUUUUUACGCUAGAUGACAUCGACUCUGCUUUCCAGAAUGUGAUCAGAUUGACUUACUCACAAAAUUUUCAUCUUCCUGGAAAGGGAGAGGGUAUUGUAAUUGCUCCUCAUGUUGCUGGACAUAUGCUUGGAGGUAGCAUCUGGAAGAUAACAAAGGACGGGGAGGAAGUUAUAUAUGCUGUUGACUACAAUCACCGGAAAGAAAGGCAUUUGAAUGGAACUGGUUUACAGUCUUUUGUUCGGCCUGCUGUUCUGAUAACCGAUGCAUACCAUGCUCUUUAUACCAAUCAAACCGCGAGACAGCAAAGGGACAAAGAGUUUCUAGAUACCAUUUCGAAACAUCUUGAAGUUGGGGGCAAUGUUUUAUUGCCAGUAGACACUGCGGGUCGAGUCCUGGAACUGCUCUUGAUACUUGAACAGCAUUGGUCACAGAGAGGUUUCGGCUUUCCCAUUUACUUUCUCACAUAUGUGUCAUCUAGCACUAUUGACUAUGUUAAGAGUUUCCUCGAGUGGAUGAGUGACUCCAUUUCAAAGUCCUUUGAGACUUCUCGUGAUAAUGCCUUCCUAUUGAGGCAUGUAACUCUCCUGAUAAACAAGACUGAUCUGGAUAAUGCUCCACCUGGUCCAAAGAUUGUUCUUGCGUCCAUGGCUAGUCUCGAAGCCGGUUUUGCUCGUGAUAUAUUCGUGGAGUGGGCCAAUGAUCCCAGAAAUUUAGUCCUCUUUACUGAAACAGGCCAGUUUGGCACUUUAGCUCGUAUGCUUCAGUCAGCCCCACCUCCCAAGUUUGUUAAAGUAACCAUGUCUAAGAGGGUUCCUUUGGCUGGAGAAGAGUUGAUUGCAUACGAAGAGGAGCAAAACAGACUGAAAAGGGAAGAAGCUUUGCGAGCUAGCCUCGCCAAAGAGGAGGAAACAAAAGCUAUCCUUGGAGCUGAUGAUAAUGCAAGUGAACCUAUGGUCAUAGAUACCACGACUACUCACGAUGUUGUUAGUUCUCACGGGCCUGCAUAUAAAGAUGUGUUGAUAGAUGGAUUUGAUCCCCCGUCCAGCAGCCUUGCUCCAAUGUUCCCAUUCUUUGAUAACACAGCUGAAUGGGAUGAAUUUGGGGAGAUAAUUAAUCCAGAUGACUACAAGAUCAACGAUGAAGACAUGGACCGAGGAGCAAUGCAUUCAGGUGAUGUUGAUGGAAGGCUUGAUGAGGCAACUGCUAGUCUCAUGCUUGAUACAAGACCUUCGAAAGUCAUAUCAAAUGAGCUCAUUGUGACUGUUAGUUGUUCGCUUGUUAAAAUGGACUACGAAGGUCGUUCAGAUGGUCGCUCAAUCAAGUCUAUGAUUGCGCAUGUUUCACCUCUUAAACUCGUUCUGGUGCACGCAAUAGCUGAAGCUACAGAGCAUUUGAAGCAACACUGCUUGAACAGCAUCUGUCCACACGUGUACGCUCCUCAAAUAGGGGAAACCGUGGAUGUGACAUCUGAUUUAUGUGCUUACAAGGUCCAACUCUCUGAAAAGCUGAUGAGCAAUGUGAUCUUCAAGAAGCUGGGAGAUUCAGAAGUAGCUUGGGUGGAUUCUGCAGUAGGGAACACAGAGAGCGACACAACGAGGUCUCUGUUACCACUGCCAAGUGCUGCUUCUCCGCACAAGCCUGUUCUAGUGGGUGAUCUGAAAAUAGCAGACUUCAAGCAGUUUCUGUCAAGCAAAGGUGUACAGGUAGAGUUUGCAGGUGGAGGAGCUUUACGUUGUGGUGAAUAUGUCACUCUACGAAAGGUCGGUCCAACUGGUCAGAAGGGUGGAGCAUCAGGACCACAGCAAAUUCUGAUAGAAGGACCCUUGUGUGAAGACUAUUAUAAAAUCCGAGAUUAUCUCUAUUCUCAGUUUUACCUCCUCUAA